Messenger RNA from Musa acuminata subsp. malaccensis (wild Malaysian banana), 1950 nucleotides. RefSeq names its product RING-H2 finger protein ATL16. Gene Ontology annotation, biological process: protein ubiquitination. Gene Ontology annotation, molecular function: transferase activity. NCBI's taxonomy places the organism in Eukaryota, Viridiplantae, Streptophyta, Magnoliopsida, Zingiberales, Musaceae. The record is from RefSeq and is a predicted model, not a curated record.
UAGACGAGACGCUCCUCACCCUUGCUGUCACUCGACCUCUACCUACAGCAAAGCAGGUUGUGAUCCCCGAAAUCUAUCUCGAAGAGCAAACAAAAGCCAAACAUGAUGAGACCAUGAUGGAAAAGGGAUCUCGUCGACUAUGACCCUUGCGAAUCUCACGCUCCCACCAGGUGUUCGACGGAGAGUCGCAGAAACAACCAAGAACAAUUCUCUUUAUGUAGGGAGGGGGAUUUCCUCUUGAGGUCCUCUCCUGUUAUUGAUGGAGGCCGGUUGCUUCGAAGGACGUACGCCUCGACACAGAAACCAGGGUCUACUCUCGGGUCUACUACGCGCUUCGACACCGAAACCAUGGCUUCCUCGUCUUCUGCGCCUCGGGGCUAAAAGCUUCGACAGAAGCUGUCGAUGACUGCUGGUGUCAGCUGAUGUGCUGCAAGCUUUGCGAACCCCUCUCGCUCCUUGCUCGAUGUAUUGUCGCCAUUGUGAAGCUAAACCAUCACUCUUGCUUCUCUGCCUGCAGCCCUUUCCCAUCCAUGUCUUCCCAUGUAUUCCCAACUUGUCUUUUCCUCUCAGUAGACCUUGGUUGACCCACCUUGAUUCUUGAUCCCUCUCUCUCUCCUCUGAGUUGGCCGCCUUAUUUAUCUUGAGAACAAGCGUAGUGCAGUCGGCUCCAUUUCUUCAUUCUUCGUCUCAAGACCUCUUCCAAGCGUAUCUCCUUGUAUCUAUCGCUGUUCUCGUCUUCGGCUCUCUUGUGACAGUCACCUGUAAUGGAUGCAACCGUUGAGCAUCUUGAGCAACCUCCACCACCUCCACACUCCUCCUCUACCUUUAUAACCAGCUUCCCGAUCUUGGCCACCACCAUCUUUGGCAUGCUCACCACGGCCAUCCUCCUCGUUAGCUACUACGUCUUCGUCAUCAAGUGCAGCCCCAGCUGGCGCCGCUCCGACAUCCUCCGCCGCGUUUUCUCUUCCACCCAUUUCCGCCGCCAUCGCCACCUCUACGUACCUCCCGUCGACCACGCCUUUACUGCUGGAUUCCGUGGCCUCGAUCCUUCUGUCAUCCGCUCGAUUCCUGUCGUCAAAUUCACGAAAGCCAGAGACGACGACGCUGACACCGACCAGAGAAUGUCCUUUCGAGAUUGCGCGGUCUGUUUGAAUGAGUUCCGAGAGGAGGAAAGGCUCAAGCUGAUUCCCAACUGCUCUCAUGCCUUCCACAUCGACUGCAUUGAUACCUGGCUCCAGUUCAACGCGAAAUGCCCGCUCUGCCGGUCGGAUAUCGCGAGUUCUCCCAUCGGCUUGGCCAUGGAUCGCAUCAUAGUUCUCGCCCCUCGGACUGAGCAGAGUGGAGGCACGGUGAUCGAGGUCGGCGAUGAAGUUGGUGGCGGCCAGAGCUCGAGCGAGGAGGGUACUGAUCCGUCGCCGAGGAAGAAUUGGUGGAAGUAUCACAAAGUGGGGAGCAUGGGGGACGAAUGCAUUGAUGUCAGGUCGAAGGAUGAGCAGUUCUGCGUGCAGCCUAUACGGAGGUCACUCUCCAUGGACUCGUCUACUGAUAGGCAGCUUUACCUUUCAGUCCAGGAGAUCCUGAGACGAAAGCAACACUGCUGUUUUGAAGGAGGCAAUGACGAAGGAAGCAGUAGCGACGUUUGGGGUGGAGACGGUGGCGAGACCGGACGAUUUCGGCGGUCUUUCUUCUCGUUUGGCCGGAGCUCGAGAAGCUCCGUCCUUCCACUGCAGCGUCAUGCGUGAUGCAUGAGAUCUUGGCUGCUGCACUGCUGACAACGUCUCUCUCUGAUCUCCUGCUUUGUAAUGUGUUAUUGAAGCCUGAAAGAGAGGGUCUGCAGUAGACUCUCAUGCAAACGUAGGUGUUAGAGAAGCUCAAGAGAAAUGUAGUGCUGCUUGCAGUGGGCAUGAUUAAGGCUAUUAAAAGUUCCUUAAACUUCUUUUAUCUUGCGAA